CCUCCCUACACUCACAACACACAAUGCCCCGUUUCUUGCACCUGCUCAUGCGCCCAGCGCUUUAGCUCGGGCGUCGCUGGCAGUGAGCACGCUCCCGAUCACAGCGGUUGGGCACCCAGGUCCUCAAGCCUGCGCGGGCAGGCAGCGCUGCAGCAGGUGGUGGCACAGCUCUGCCGCCGCCAGCGGGAUGAGCCCCCAGCCCCCAGACAGGAUCACGCCGCUCUUCCUUCGGGGGCGCCCAAGAGGGGGGCGUCCAGGAGGGGGGUUCGCAAAUCAUGGUCCGAGGCACGUGCGCGGCCCGAGGGGGGGGGAGUCAGGGGACACACUGAAAUAAGGAGCGCCAUGAAAUCUGGAAAGAUACCAUGGCUCCAGCACUGGCCAUGUCAUCUCCCUUUUCUCAGCCAUCACCCCUCUCUUGGCCGCCACCGAUUCCUGUACGAGAUCAUGACCUACGCCACGAAAAUAUACACAAACACCCUAUGACUUCAAGGGAGGGUGGCGGUGUAUGAAACCGCUGGCUCUCAGUGGUGAUUGAUACACCGCCAUCCUCACCAUGAGACCCAUAAACAAUCCACUGGAGAGUGUCUGUGUAUAUAUCGGAGAACGUAAGAUUCGGGUUCUGGGGACUCGGGUUCGUCGGACCAGACCUUCGUGAAAAUGACGAGACCGAGCCUGAAAUUUGACGCGAGCUCCCGCCACGAACAUCCCACGACAACUGGACUGUGAAAUUCCAGGGCGCGCUCGUCAAAAAGCGUCGGCAAGCUCGAGUUCCAGCGGACUCGAGUCUUACGUUUCCCCGAAUAUACAUUGUGGCGGAUGACAAGAUAAACGACGAAGAUGCCCAUCAAGAGCACGUCCAACAUCGCCAACCGCCCCAGCACGCGGGACAACCGGAGCGGCGCGCCGCCGGGCGGCGCGGACGCCAGGUGCGAGAGCACGGCCACGUCGCCCACGGUGGCGGCGACGAAGACCGCGAGCAUGACAAAGGCCACCGCGCUGUUGACCUCGCCGCGGCAGGCCGAGAGGAGCAGCGCCUGAAUGUAUGUCUCGCCAUCACUCGGACAUGCAUGUCCAGUGCAUUUGUCGGUUUCCUGGGCUUUUGUCGCAAGGUGAUCCAAGAUGGUCCUCGCCGAGAACAAGAUGCACACGUCCGAGCGAUGCCGAGUAUUGAAGGAAUGUAUCCUCGGGGGGAUUUCGAGAACCCGGCUUCGUGCGUCUGCUCUGCUGCGGCAAACGACGCCAUCCUCUGGACGACCUCUCUGCCCACCACUGCGACAAAUUCUGAAGGUCCAGGCUAAAGUAGGCUUGAAGAUCGGAAGCCUGGAUGCACAUCCACAGGCUGGCGUCCGCGUACGCCGCCUCCGGCAGGUGUAGAGAGUUCACCAAGGGUUUCAGCGCGGGGGGGAUGUGCAGCAGCUCCAGGUCCUAUGAUGGGCAAGGGCGAUGCCACGAUGGGACUGGCUCGAGACACGCUCCGGGAGCUCCAGGGCAUCCACUGGCGGCCCUAACUUCUGGAGCACGCGCGGAAACCAGGAAAUGGGUUGAACCUGGAACUCUUGGAACGCAUCAUCAGAUAAUUUUCUGACCUGGGUCAUCCGGUGGCGGGGGCGGGGAGGGAGGUGACAGCCGAUAACACAACCUUUUUGCUUUGGGCAGCCCCACGUGUGCCCACGCGCACCAGUACUGCGUGGUUGCCACCUUCGGAUCCGCGCAACCCACACGGUCAAAGCAUCCUGGGGGAGGGGGGGGGCGGGCGGGCCCGAUCACCCGGGUGCUCGGUAGACCCUUAAACGAAAAGGGCUCCAUGACAGUGACUUCUGGCCCCUCUUGAGGUCCAGCCGCAGCGACAUGCAGGGCGCGAAGAGCCCCACGCAGAGCGAGGCGGCAAAAGCGCCCGCGAGGACCUUCGCCCUCUGCCCCGCCUCCAUGCCCAGAAGAAGGGACAACUACACAAGGGAGCCGCCUCUCCGGCUGCGCCGCCUCGCCCCCUCCCGAGCUGCCGCUGCUGCUGCUGCUGCACUGCUCGUCCCGCCCGCGCAGCAUCGCGUCGCCGGCCUCCUCCACGGCGCCCCUGGCGGUGCUGGUGCUCGGGGGCUCGAUGCCCAGGGACCUAUCGUCGUCCCCAGGCAGAACAUGCAGAAGCAGGUGAACCCUACGUCCAGCCUCCCGGCGCUGACCAUGUGCUGGCCGUCGCCGCCCAUGCCUCGCACGAGAUACAUGAGCAAGAUCCACGCGAACAUGUCCGGGCAAGACCACUUCGCGGCGGCCUGCACCGUCCUGAUGCAAGUCGCGGCCUGCUUCAGCCGCUGCGGGGAGUCAGAGUACCGCCAACGCUCCCCGAGCCCGAGGAGGACGAGCUUGAUCAUCGGCACCACCAUUGCGUACAGUACGAGGACGACCACGCCUGGCCAGCACCCGCUCGACGCCAUUGAGAACACGAACGAGAUCAGCGUCUCGGUGCGCUCCCGCAGCGGCUUGACGAUGCCUGCGGACGGGACCACGGAGAUGCUUCGGAGGAGGCUCAGCAGGGUGCAGACCAGCCCGGGCACCAGCAGCGCGUAGCUGGCGCCCAACAGGAAGGUCGACCUGAGGGGGGCCGGCCAGGCUGCUCGCCGGGCCGCCGCGGCGGUCGCCUGGCGUCCAGGGCAGCCCCCAGGCUGGUGGCGCUCGCGACGCCGACGCCGAUGAUAACAGCUGCGGCCAGGUUGAUGACGAGCUCGUCGUUCCCGCCGAGGUGCAGCUGGUGGUGGUGGGCGUUGCCCAUCGCGCGCUCUCGCGCGCUGCCCCGAGCGGGACUGGAGCUAGCAGAUCU
This is a messenger RNA of Prorocentrum cordatum, 2812 nucleotides long. NCBI's taxonomy places the organism in Eukaryota, Dinophyceae, Prorocentrales, Prorocentraceae. The record is from the annotation of a GenBank genome assembly.